This is a messenger RNA of Fusarium verticillioides 7600, 933 nucleotides long. RefSeq lists its product as hypothetical. Lineage: Eukaryota; Fungi; Ascomycota; Sordariomycetes; Hypocreales; Nectriaceae. The transcript is spliced from 3 exons. Bases 1 to 933 code for a protein of 310 amino acids. The record is from RefSeq and is a predicted model, not a curated record.
AUGGCGAUCCGAAACCCUAACGCCGCGCUCGACCGAAUGCCAGCGGAGCUCCUUCGGAUCACUGCGGAGGGCAUGGACCACCAGACUCUAGAGACCGUCACUCUUGUCUGCAAGAAACUCAGAGAGAUCUUUCUUCAUAAGCUUUCUAUCAGAAUCGCCUUUCCUGGGAAUGUCUCCCAGAUCACCUCAAGACUGACUCUCCUCCUGGAGGAGAAUCCCCGAUCUCCAACUGGACCGUUUUACGAAUUCGUCAAGCAUGUGUACUUCGAUUUACAGACUUCCCAGCGGAUUAAGCCGUCUUCCGAAGUCGCUCGGCUCAUGGGCGACCUUUGUUGCAAGGCAGUCAACCUGAAGAAGGUCACGGUAUCUCGUUACGAAAUCUACAAGGUCCUAGAGACCCAAGCUCCCCAGCUCAAUCGACUUGCCAUCAUGGGCUUUCGAGGUAUGCCAGUGUACGAGAUGAAUCACAGAAUGACAACAAGGAUCUUGGAUGAUAUUCGCGAGAACUUCCCGCAACUUGAGCACUUGAUUCUUGGCGAGUUUCUCAACCCUAAGUUUUCCUGGGGUCAGCACCGAUUUGUGACCCCGUCCGAUGCGACGGAUCUGAGAGCCAUGAUCUCGAAGGCCAUUAUGAACCUGAAGUCCAUGCCAAAACUGACCCAUUUUGCAUUUGUGCUUUCCGCUGACACCAUCGGGUACGGUCUAAAUGCCGAUUGGGCGCGAGACGCAUUCCCGAAUCGAAAGAAGGAAUGGUAUAUGGAGUUCGUAACCAAAAUUCUCCAAGUCCUGCCUAGGCUUCAGCAGCUUUGUGUCAGAGUUGAGCCCUCUGUCUACACUCGAGGCAUCAGAACACCGGGGAACGCCAGCACCGCGGUCACCUGGGUGACUGACCAGGUUGAAGCCGCCGACGAAUUCGACAACUUUUUUGUUUAA